GAGCCCCUAAAUUUAUUGCAAACUUUCUCUGUUUCUUUCAUUCAAACAAGGCGUCUUCUUCUUCUCAUUUCACCUGCACGUAAUUGGUUUUUCCCAUUGAGAAGAAGCUCUGCUCUUUCAGCUAACCGCUUGAAUUGAGAGGAAAUGGAGGUUUACACUGUUAAGGUUGGGGAAGCCGAGCCAGCGCAAGGUGAGAGGCCGUCGGCUGGACCUGUUUAUCGAUGCAUUUAUGCAAAGGAUGGGUUAAUGGAGGUGCCGGAAGGGUUUGAAUCGCCUUGGGACUUGUUCAGAAAAUCAGUGAAACGGAAUCCUCAAAAUCGCAUGCUUGGUCACCGCGAAAUUAUCGUGGAGAAGGUGGGUGGAUACGUUUGGCAAACAUAUGAGGAUGUGUACAAUAAAUCAAUCCUACUUGGUUCUGCUAUCAGGGCAUGCGGCGCAGUUCCGGGAAGUUGUGGCAUCUAUGGUGCAAAUUGUCCAGAAUGGAUUAUCACAAUGGAAGCUUGCAACAGCCAGGGUUUCUGUUAUGUUCCUUUAUAUGAUACCCUUGGUGCCCAUGCAAUCGAGUUUAUUAUCAACCAUGCUGAAGUGUCAAUAGCUUUUGUGCAACAGAACAAGAUUCAAUCUAUGUUAUCAUGCCUAUCAAAUUGCACAAAAUAUCUACGGACACUAGUCAGCUUCGGGAAGGUUACAGGCCAAGAAAAAAUGGAAGCUGAACAAGUUGGGGUCUCAUGUUACUCAUGGGAUGAGUUUAUUUCCAUGGGGAGUGAAACUUAUGAAUUUCCUCAAAAGGGGAAAAGUGAUAUCUGCACGAUAAUGUACACAAGUGGAACAACUGGAGAUCCAAAAGGUGUUCUCUUAUCAAAUGAGGCCAUCAUGGCAGCAAUUUUUACCAUUGAACAUCUUCUUUUGGAAACUGAUAAAGUUGUAACCGAACUGGAUACCUAUUUUUCUUUUCUCCCUCUAGCCCACAUAUUUGAUCAGAUAAUUGAGACCUACUUCAUAUUCAAGGGUGGAUCAAUCGGAUUUUGGCGAGGGGACAUUCGGUAUUUAAUGGAAGAUAUUCAAGAGUUACAGCCAACAAUAUUUUGUGGGGUUCCCCGGGUUUUUGACCGCAUAUAUACAGGCAUAACUACAAAGAUUUCGAUGGGAGGGCCUUUAAGAAAGAAGUUGUUUGAAUAUGCUUAUGAAUACAAGCUGAACAAUAUGAAGAAGGGUUUGAAACAAGACAAAGCUGCUCCUUUCUUUGAUAAACUUGUUUUCAAUAAAAUUAGACAAGGACUUGGGGGACGAGUGCGCAUGAUGCUAUCCGGAGCGGCACCACUGCCUAAGCACAUUGAGGAGUUUCUAAGAGUUUCUAGUUGUAGCGUACUAUUACAAGGAUAUGGUCUGACUGAAAGUUGUGCCGGGUGUCUUACAUCCGUAGCCAAUGAGUUUUCUAUGUCGGGAACUGUUGGGAUUCCUGUUACAACCAUUGAGGCAAGGCUUGAAGCUGUUCCUGACAUGGGUUACGAUGCACUUUCUGAUACACCACGUGGUGAGAUUUGCUUGAGGGGGAAAACCUUGUUUUCAGGUUACCAUAAGCGACCUGACCUAACUGAUGAGGUUCUCAAAGACGGUUGGUUCCAUACAGGUGACAUUGGUGAGUGGCUGCCCAGUGGUGCAAUGAAGAUUAUUGACAGGAAAAAGAAUAUUUUUAAAUUGUCCCAAGGAGAAUAUAUUGCAGUGGAGAACCUUGAAAGUGUCUACAGCCGCUCUUCUCUUGUCGCAUCGAUAUGGGUUUAUGGGAAUAGCUUUGAGUCAUUUCUUGUGGCAGUGGUUGUUCCUGAUGACAUAGCUCUUGAGAAAUGGGCAAGCACUUGUGGCAUAGCUGGAGAUUUUAAAUCCCUUUGCAAGAAUCCAAAGGCAAAUAAAUACAUUCUUGAUGAGCUCAACAACAUAGGACGGCAUAAUAAUCUCAGAGGUUUCGAAAUAUUAAAAGCAGUUCAUCUUGACCCGAAUCCUUUUGACAUAGGGAGGGAUUUGAUAACCCCCACUUUCAAACUGAAGAGACCCCAGCUUCUUAAAUUCUACAAGGAUUUCAUUGAUGAACUAUACAGAAGAGCGAAAGGGGCCAAAGCAUGAAGAGGCUGAAUUCACAGUCAAUUAAGGUGUACGGGUUCAGUAAGCAUACAAUUGGUUUUGAGAGGCAGAUAUAAUUAAUUUUACCUAUAGUUAUAUGUUGAUAUCAAAUGCAUGGAUCUGUCAUCAAUGGAGAGGUUUCCCCUUUUAAGCUUUAGUUUGAAAUUGAAAUCCAGUACCCAAGUACCUGAUGUAAAAAAGUAUGAAAUAAUUUUGGUGAAAAUAAACAUUUUCUUUUGCAAGUACAUAUGAAAACACUCCUUUAUCACUC
Amborella trichopoda is the source of this 2389-nucleotide messenger RNA. RefSeq names its product long-chain acyl-CoA synthetase 2 (gene LACS2). Gene Ontology annotation, biological process: fatty acid metabolic process; cutin biosynthetic process; wax biosynthetic process. Lineage: Eukaryota; Viridiplantae; Streptophyta; Magnoliopsida; Amborellales; Amborellaceae. The record is from RefSeq and is a predicted model, not a curated record. Gene Ontology annotation, cellular component: membrane; endoplasmic reticulum. Gene Ontology annotation, molecular function: long-chain fatty acid-CoA ligase activity.